AUGGCCGACGUCCGAGCGCUUCUCCGCCAGCAACGAGCAGCCCGUCGCAUCAACCACCCGUACGCCCUGUAUUCAGACGCAGGAAAGCUUCUCUGCACCCUCUGCCGCGAUCACAUCCGAGCCGAAUCCCACUGGGACGCCCAUCUCCAGAGCGACAAGCACAAGAAGCGGCUGUCUGCCCUAAACCAGAGCAUCGUUGACGAUGCCAAUGCCGAGGUAGAAGACGAGGACCCAGAGGAGGAUGAACAUGAAGCAGGAGAAGAAGAAGAUGCCGAGGAUCAUGAUGCCUUGGCAGCGCAAAAGCGGAAACUCGACCAACUAGGUCCAGAAGAAAAAGACACAGACCUCGACGACGAAGACGAAGCGCGGAGGAAACGCAGCAGACCCGCAACAGCAUCCGAAGACGACCCCAAUCGCAACAAGAAGCCCCUCAUGCCAACACAAGGCGUCCAAGUCCAGAUAGCCUCACGAUCAUCGACUCCCUCGCAGCCAGCAGUGCCCAAGCUGGCAACUUCUCUCCCCUCCCGCCAGGCCAGCAAUCUCGCCACUCCCGCAUCCUCUUCAUCCAUGAGCAUCAGCAUCCAGCCCCAAUCCUCAACCGCCAGCCUCUCACAGUCGCAACAGCCAGCACAACCUGCACAGCAGGUCGACGAAGAUGAAUGGGCGGCCUUCGAAGCCGACAUCGCCGCCACGUCCGCCGCCCAAGACUACGACGACGACGCCGUAAUCUCCCGCCCAGCCAUGACCGCCGAAGAAGCCGCCGCCGCAGCAAAAGAAACUGAAGAAGACGCCGUCCAGAACCCAGAGUCCCGCAAGUCCAAGGCCGACGCCGAAAUCGAGGAUGAGCGCGAGGAAGCCACCCGCGCCCUCGAGGAUGAAUUCGAAGAGAUGCAGGAGCUCGAGGCGCGUGUCCAGCGUUUAAAGGAGAAGCGCGAAGCGUUGAUGCGCAAGAGGAGCGAGACUCUCACUCAAGACCAAGCUGAUGAUAUCCAGACGGCAGUGAAAGCUGUUUCUGAUCCGCAAGACGAAGGGAAAGAGAAUGUCCACACGACUGGCGAUGCUACCAAGCCAGACGCCGAUGAUGAUGACGAGGACGAUGAAGAUGAAGAAGAUGACUGGGAUGGCUUCCGCUUCCGAACAGGGCGGUAG
This is a messenger RNA of Trichoderma breve, 1149 nucleotides long. RefSeq lists its product as uncharacterized. The record is from RefSeq and is a predicted model, not a curated record. Gene Ontology annotation, biological process: mitotic DNA damage checkpoint signaling; nuclear DNA replication; mitotic DNA replication checkpoint signaling. Gene Ontology annotation, cellular component: spliceosomal complex; nucleus. Gene Ontology annotation, molecular function: zinc ion binding; nucleic acid binding. Bases 1 to 1149 code for a protein of 382 amino acids. The transcript has a single exon. Lineage: Eukaryota; Fungi; Ascomycota; Sordariomycetes; Hypocreales; Hypocreaceae.